GAGGCAAAUCAGCUGCUGGAUACCAGGACUAAUGAUACCGAAUUUCUCGAGGGUCUUCCACUCCUUGCACCAGUUGGAUGUGCUCCAGUACCACCAAACGUUCAGCUGUGUGGAACAGCACAGAUGAACGCAAUCACUAAGGUUCUGCCUGAAGUCACAAGACUACUUCAGCAGGAGCUGCCCAAUGCAUUACACCCUGUGGUGGCACAACCAGAAACUAGAGAGAGCUCAGUAAGGUCUUCCAGCUUCGAAAUAAGAGGUACAUGUUGCCCAACACAGACAUCAGGAUCAUUUCCUAGUACCCUGAAGACAGAACUAGCAACAGAUACCACAACCAUGAGCACCAUCAGAAACAAACUUUUUCAAGAUUAUAGAAACCUGAUGUUUGACCCAGAGACAGCCAACAAAUACAUUAUAAUAUCACAGCAGAAUUGUAAAGCCACACACAAGACAAGCUCAAGGACUAAUACUGUUCCUGAAUCCCCCAAGAGAUUUCAAAGCUGGCAGGUGAUGUGCACGGAAGGAUUCUUAGAGGGAAGCCAUUACUGGGAGGUGGAGAUCUCAACCUACUUUGUGCAGAUAGGGGUAGCCUAUGAUUCCUUAAAACGUAUCAAUGUAAUGGAAAACCAGAUUGGAAGAAACAACUGUUCAUGGAGUCUGGAGUUACGGAGCAUGGGCCAUUCUGCUUGGCAUGAUAACAAGGAAAUUCCGCUGAACCUACCAACGUGCAGAAGAAUUGGUAUUCAUUUAGACUGUGCGGCUGGCAGCCUUACCUUCUAUGGCAUCAUGGAUGGGGGUCUGGAAAAUCUACACGUGUUCCACUGUGUUUUCUUAGAAAGAUUAUACCCUAUAUUUUGGAUUGGAGAUGAUGUCAAUGUCAAACUCCACCAUGUGCAGAAUAAUUUGGGGAAGGAUGGGGCAGUGUGA
Molecule: messenger RNA, 927 nt
Organism: Staurois parvus
Lineage: Eukaryota; Metazoa; Chordata; Amphibia; Anura; Ranidae
Source: the annotation of a GenBank genome assembly